This is a messenger RNA of Staurois parvus, 310 nucleotides long. Lineage: Eukaryota; Metazoa; Chordata; Amphibia; Anura; Ranidae. The record is from the annotation of a GenBank genome assembly.
AUUCAGACCAGGGGCGGACUGACAACUCAUGAGGCCCCCGGCAAUAGGGGAUCAUAGGGCCCCUGUGUCCUUGCCCAAACUCAAAAAAGCCUAUGAAAAAGGUACCAGGGGCAUCUCAUGGGGCCCCCUACUGACCCCGCGCCCUCGGGCAGUGCCCGAGUUUCCAAAUAGUCUGCCCCUGAUCCAGACCCUGCAAAUCAUGUCCAGGUCUCAGGGAACCCCUUAUAAAAAUGACAUCUACAGCUCAGGGUGCGUUCACAUUUUUCGCUUUUUUUUUCUCCAGCAUUUUUAUUUAUUUUAUUUUAUUUUU